This is a messenger RNA of Tigriopus californicus, 1621 nucleotides long. RefSeq names its product protein Star-like. Lineage: Eukaryota; Metazoa; Arthropoda; Copepoda; Harpacticoida; Harpacticidae. The coding region runs from base 528 to 1481 and encodes 317 amino acids. The record is from RefSeq and is a predicted model, not a curated record. The transcript is spliced from 4 exons.
UGACUCACUAAGUGGCGAGUUCAUGUUUGGUCUUAAUUCUGAACACAAAAACACUGAAGGGUCCUAUGACUUGAAUUUGAUCGCUUUGUGUUAGAAUUUCAAUGGAAACAAGAUGAUCAAAUAGUUUGAUCAAACCAUUACGGUGCUUGUGUGGCUGUCCACAAUUCUAAUCUGCAAUACGCAAACCCCACACAGGAUUUGCCAACAGGAACUCUGCUUGUGAUAAGUGACCCAAGAUCGGUUCCAAAAAAGCAAAUGCAGGUACAGACUAUCGAAAUAUUGUACUCCAUAUUUCGUGUGAGGCCCUUUAUACUGGUUUCUUUCUUGGUCCAUCGCUCAUGUUAAAUCAAAGCCCUUGUGAAUCCUAAGCCCCAUUCUGACCCAGUGUUGAAGAGAGAGUCUCAAAAUAUAGUAACUCAAUGUGGAGUGUUUACUACCUAGUUACAUACAAGAAAGUCCCUUAAAACCCACUCCCGCUUUUCAACUCUAGUCAGUGUUCAAACCAAGUGCGAUCGAUCUGGUCGGGCAUGAGGAAACUUUAUCGAGCCUUGAAUGGCUCUCUACUGUGUUUGUGUUUGUGCUUAAUUCUGGGCCUUAUGUUAGUAACCCAAAGGUCCAUGGAGGUUCUUCAGACUCCGUCGAGCAGUCCCAUUAAGGAAUUAAGCCGUCUUCAACAUGUCUAUCAAUGGAAGCGUGAGGAAAUGAAGUUCUUGAUCCAACAACCAAGUGCAUACGUGGCACCGCAUGAUCCAAUACUCGUGGAUUUAAUUCUAGCGGAUCAUAUUCGUCAACCCAAUCAAGGGCCAAAGAGCCAGAAGUUGUUGGACGUGAUCAAAGAUCCCAAAAUCGAAUAUGGGGGCCAGUACGAGCAGUCCUUGAUAGUGGACAAACAUUUUCAGGGCAAGAGAAAUGGCUUUUUUAUCGAGGCUGGAGCGUGGAACGGAGCCUAUUUGAGCAACUCCCUGUUCCUGGAGGUGGAACGAAAUUGGACCGGCCUUUUAGUCGAAGCCAACACCAAAGCAUUCGAACACUUGUUGGCUUUGCAACGAAGAGCCUUUUCCUUCCACGGAUGUCUUUCGAUUUCUAAUCAAUCAGCAAAGGUUACAUUUGAUGGCGCCGACGUGUUUGGAACGAUCAAAAAGAACAAGUCAGAUUUGACACGGGGUGAAGCAGCUUUGGAACAGAAUCGAGCCGGUCUGGAUAAGAACCACCGAAGCACUUACGUGGUUCAAUGUUUCCCUUUGUACAGUUUAUUGCUGGCCCUGGGCAAUCCAGAGGUGGACUACUUCAGUUUGGACGUGGAGGGUUCCGAAAUGGAUGUUCUGAGGACCAUCCCAUGGGACAAGGUUCGGAUCAAAACCUUGACUAUAGAGGUGGAACACUCGGAUGCACAAAUGAUCACCACGUUUAUGGAGACCAAUGGCUAUUCCAUGGUUCAGAAAAUUGGAAAAGUUGACUUAUUUUUCGUUCGGAACUCUUAGUGAAUGCUGUUUUCUAUAAAGGAAUCUCCCAACGUAAGGCUCAAAUAUUACCUGAAGUGCAUGUUCCAAUAUUCGUGACAAAACCAUGGCGAUUCAUUUCGAAAUAGAUCUUUCAUGCUCUAAGUAAAUGAAGGUGAAUU